Hibiscus syriacus is the source of this 528-nucleotide messenger RNA. Its product is annotated as GDSL esterase/lipase At1g28600-like. Gene Ontology annotation, molecular function: hydrolase activity, acting on ester bonds. The transcript has 2 exons. The record is from RefSeq and is a predicted model, not a curated record. NCBI's taxonomy places the organism in Eukaryota, Viridiplantae, Streptophyta, Magnoliopsida, Malvales, Malvaceae. The coding region runs from base 1 to 501 and encodes 166 amino acids.
AUGUUGAAACAUUUAAUUAUUGUUGAUUUCCUCUUUGCCAUAUUAACCAGCCUUCAUUCACCGGUGAAUGCAUGUUUCGCCUCGAUUUUCAGCUUCGGUGAUUCCUUGACGGACACCGGUAACUUAGUCGCGAUUUCACGUUCGGUGUCUCGCCGGCUUCCUGCGUCGGCUUUUCCUCCGAACGGCCGCACCUUUUUUCAUCGUCCAACCGGGAGGCGCUGCGACGGCCGGUUAAUUAGCGAUUUCCUUGCUGACUCUUUGGGAUUUCCCUUUCUACCAUCAUAUUACGGAUCGAAUCGAAAACCGGACGAGUUCGAAAAGGGUGUGAACUUUGCAGUGGAAGGUGCUACUGCACCGAAUUCAUCGUUUCUAGCAGAAAGAGGAAUCCCCAGUCGAAUCACCACCAUUUCUUUAGGAGUUCAAAUCAAUUCCUUCAAACAUUUAUUGCCAUCUAUUUGCUCAUGUUCAUCCGGUAUUUUUUUUUUGGGUAAACUUCUUUAAAUACCACUAAACUUUAGGUACUGACUC